AAAGUCUCCACGGAGUCUUCGGCUCGUCAGUCCCCAGUCGGAAGAACACCCUUUCAGCGAGUCCUUGUAAAGAAUCCUCACAGUUUGAGCUAAAAGAUGGCUUCUAUAGAGGAUGGAUUUGAGAUAAUUGAUCCAAAAGACCUGGAAGAAAUAAAAGAGGCCAUGGCGAAUAAGGACCUGUCAACUGUGGUUGAGAAGGUUCAAGAUUACUUUGAGCAGCAAGAUCGUGUGGAACUGAACAUAGCCGUCACAGGGGAAUCAGGAUCUGGUAAAUCAACAUUCAUCAAUGCCUUUCGAGGACUGGGGGAUGAGGACGAAGGCUCUGCUCCAACUGGAGUUGUUGAGACCACCAUGGAACCAGAAGUUUACCCACAUCCCAAAUACCCAAACGUGAAAAUGUGGGAUCUGCCUGGGAUCGGGACACCAAACUUCAAAGCUGACAGAUACCUGGAAGAAGUUGGUUUUCAGCGUUAUGAUUUCUUUAUCAUUGUCUCAUCAGAGCGAUUCAGGGAGUGCCAUGUUCAACUGGCCAACGAAAUAAAAAAAAUGAGGAAGAAGUUUUACUUUAUUCGUUCAAAGAUUGACAGCAACAUUGAUGCUGAAAAAAGAAAGAAGAACUUCAACAAGGAAAGGACACUGGAUGUUAUCCGGAGAGACUGCAUAAGAGGUCUCCAGAGCAUUGGUGUGUCCUCUCCUGAUGUCUUUUUGAUCUCUUGUUUUGACCUGGGGAGCUAUGAUUUCGGUCCUCUUGAGGAAACCAUGGAGAGGGAGCUCCCUCAGCACAAGAGGCAUGCAUUAAUGCUGGCCCUGCCAAACAUAUCCUUGGAUAUUAAUAACAAAAAGAGGAAAGCAUUGCAGGCCGACAUAUGGAAGCUGGCUGCCCUUUCUGCCAGUGUGGCUGUCAUACCAGUCCCUGGCCUCUCAUCAGCAGUGGACAUUAACAUCUUGGUAAUUGGGCUCAGACGGUUUUACAAUGCCUUCAGUCUUGAUGACAUUUCACUGCAAAGACUAGCCAUCAAAUCGGGGAAAUCCUUUGAGGAGCUGAAAUCUGUGCUGAAGUCCCCUCUGAAUAAUGAGAUUAGCAAAGAUGUAAUCAUCAAGCUCCUAACCGGCAGCAUCGGCUUUGCCGUGGAAAGCGUUGCUGAGUACUUUCUCAGUAACAUCCCUCUCAUUGGAUCUCUGGCAGCUGGAGCAUUAUCCUUUGGCACAAUCUACUACGUGCUGCAGACCUGCCUGAAUGAGCUGGCUGAGGAUGCUCAAAAUGUCCUCAUGGCUGCCCUGCAGAGCCCUGUUUGA
Molecule: messenger RNA, 1296 nt
Organism: Chanos chanos (milkfish)
Lineage: Eukaryota; Metazoa; Chordata; Actinopteri; Gonorynchiformes; Chanidae
Product: interferon-inducible GTPase 5-like
Exons: 4
Coding region: 97-1296 (399 amino acids)
Cellular component (GO): membrane
Molecular function (GO): GTP binding
Source: RefSeq, a predicted model, not a curated record